Prunus avium (sweet cherry) is the source of this 1080-nucleotide messenger RNA. Lineage: Eukaryota; Viridiplantae; Streptophyta; Magnoliopsida; Rosales; Rosaceae. The record is from RefSeq and is a predicted model, not a curated record.
AUGGAUUCAACUUCCGGCAAUCAGCUGCUCAGCUUCAUGGACGCCUACUCCGGCUAUAAUCAAAUCCUAACAUAUAAGGAUGACAAGGCAAAGACUUCUUUCAUCAUGGAGAGAGGGACCUACUGCUACAAGGUUAUGCCUUUUCGGCUGAAGAAUGCCGGAGCAACCUACCAAAGGCUCGUGAAUAAAAUUUUCAAGGAGCAGAUCGGCAAAACGAUGGAAGUCUACGUGGACGACAUGCUGGUCAAAGCCCCUAAGCGAGCAAACCACAUCAAGAACCCGGCUCGUGCACUUGCGACUGAAAUCCACACAACAUGUAUCAUCCGGCCGAUUCCUGGGAUACCUAGUAACUCAAUGAGACUUGUUCGUGUACCUGGUAGUGUCCAACUCGGCCGUCAGCUCAACUCUCAUCCGAGAAGAACUGGGGCCCAACAUCCGGUAUUCUACACGUCAAAAGCCCUUCUCGAUGCAGAGACUCGCUACCCAAAAAUGGAGAAGCUCAUUUUGGCCCUUGUAGUUUCCGCGAGAAAGCUGCGACCCUACUACCAAGCUCACCGAGUCAUCGUCAUGACCAACUUUCCUUUGAGGUCAAUCCUGCACAGCCCUGACGCAUCUCAACGACUCAUGAAAUGGGCUAUAGAGCUAAGCCAAUACGACCUCCUCUACCGGCCGAAGACUGCAAUAAAAGCCCAGGCUUUAGCAGACUUUGUUGCAGAAUUCACGCCAUCGACCGAAGAAGAGAAGUUGGUCAGCAAAAGAAAGAAAAGUUCGAGAGCAAAUAAGACUUCCGCUGAACCUGACCAACCUAGAGACAUGUGGCAGUUGCGCGUAAACGAAGUGUCAAACCAAAAAGGAGCUGGAGCAGGUGUCGUCAUCAUCAACCCGGAUGGAACCCUUUUGGGGCAAGCUAUCACGUUUGGCUUCCCGGCCUCAAACAACGAGGUAGAAUACGAGGCAUUGCUCGCUGGCUUGCGCUUGGCAAAGGAGCUGUCAAUCAAGAAGCUGGCCAUCUACUCAGAUUCCCAGCUGAUCACAAGGAGAAUACAUGGAGAAGCACCCAAGGAUGAUCUUGUACCUUGA